UCAUAUGCAUUGACGUUUUGAGUAAAGAUUAUUUUGUCGACGCUGACUGUAAAUAGUUUUUUUUAAUUAAUUAUAUACUGUAAUUGUGCCUUUUGCUUAGGAUUUUUCAUUUCGUUCUUUUCUUAAUUAUUCUGCAGAGCAGCAGUUGAGGAUAAAAGACAAAAUGAGUUCUGGUUUUAUAACAGAAACUGAAAUAGAAGCAGCCAAAAAGAAACGACAAGAAGAUUGGGAACGAGUUAGAAAAGCAGAUGAUCCCCUAGAGGCUCCAGAGCCGACAUACGAUUCAAGAAGUUUAUAUGAAAGACUUCAGGAACAAAAACAAAAGAGGGAUUUGGAAUAUGAGGAAGCUCAUAAACUAAAAAACAUGAUUAAAGGGCUGGAUGAUGAUGAAAUUGAGUUUCUUGAUUUAGUUGAUAAAACUAAAAUGGCUGUUGAUAGAAGAAAGAUGAUUGAAGAGGAAAAGGAAUUGAAUGAUUAUCGUAAUCGAGUGGCAAGUCUUAACGAAGAAAACGUAGAAAAAAAGAAACAAACUGACACAACAACCACUAAGUCAAAAACACAACCAUGUAACAGAACAUCACAAACAAAAUUGCUAAAAGGAGCUGUUGUAGCAAAAUCUUCUGCAGUUAAACAUAAGCUUAGUGAUAGUGAAUCUAAAGUAUCAAAUGCAGAUAUUGAUAUUAAGGAGGAAUCUGAAUGUAAAAAAAUUAAAAGUGAAUCUUCUGAAGAUAAAUCCUGUGAUAAUUCAGAUAAAAAUGUUGCAUCUUCAUUACACUCAUCAAGAAAAAGAAAGCUAAUAGCAAACAGCACAAAGAACUGUUUAAUUAAUAAAGCAAGUCAUGGACAUAACUCAGUCAUGAAAUGUAUUGGUGUUUUGCCAGGAAUGGGCUAUUACAGUGCUUCAUCUUCAGAAGAAAGUUCAGAUUCAGAUCAUGAAAUAAAAUUAACUGAUAUUAUACAUAAACCGGAAAAAAAGGAAAAAGAGCCACAGCAACAACAAUAGAUCUACCAAAAGGUAAUUGCUAUGGUAAAUAAUUGUACUGGUUAAUUUUUAUUGCCAUUGAUUCCCAUCCAAACUUACUUAAUAAAGUAAAUAUGUAAUAUAUUUUUAAUUGGCAAGAAUGUUUAAUGUUUAAUAAAAUUACCAAGAGACA
Agrilus planipennis (emerald ash borer) is the source of this 1154-nucleotide messenger RNA. RefSeq names its product protein FAM192A. The record is from RefSeq and is a predicted model, not a curated record. The transcript has 3 exons. The coding region runs from base 164 to 1003 and encodes 279 amino acids. Gene Ontology annotation, cellular component: nucleus. NCBI's taxonomy places the organism in Eukaryota, Metazoa, Arthropoda, Insecta, Coleoptera, Buprestidae.